AAUCAUGAUUAGUCCCGCUUCACUUCUUGUUCUCCUCCUAACUCUGCUCACGCAUUGGCCCCCUCAAGCGCAACCUACUGACACGUCCGACGUCUCCGGCAUGAUCACUCAGGUCUGCGACCACACCCUGAACGGGAAGCUGUGCCGGAGCGUGCUCGAGUCGGGCGGCCCAGCGAGCGACUACUCGGAACUCGCCAGGAUCGCCCUGAGGGCCGCGAUGGCGAACGCGAGCGCCAUCUUCAACCACGUCGACAGCCUCGUCCGGGCAGGCGACCCCGACCCCUUCGUGAGGCAGUGCCUGUCGGACUGCUCCGACGACUACCAGGACGCGAUGGACCAGAUUGAGGACUCCCUGGCGGCGCUCGAGACCCGAGGGUACGACGACGUGAGCGCAUGGGUCGGGGCCGCGAUGAACGACGCGGACUCGUGCGAGGAGGGGUUCAAGUCGAAGACGGGGUACCGCUCCCCCCUCACCGACAUGAACGAGGCGUUCCACGAUAUCUGCACCAUCAUUAUCGCCAUAAGCCAUCUGCUGAUCGAGACGUGAUCGGCCGGAGCUCGUUCUGCGACGGUCGAUCGGUCUAUCGGAAGGCGAUCGGCCGAAGCA
This is a messenger RNA of Rhodamnia argentea, 607 nucleotides long. RefSeq names its product pectinesterase inhibitor-like. NCBI's taxonomy places the organism in Eukaryota, Viridiplantae, Streptophyta, Magnoliopsida, Myrtales, Myrtaceae. The transcript has a single exon. Gene Ontology annotation, molecular function: enzyme inhibitor activity. The record is from RefSeq and is a predicted model, not a curated record. The coding region runs from base 5 to 547 and encodes 180 amino acids.